AAAAUAUCCGGUUGCAACUAAAACUUUUAAUAUUUCUUCUCCUUCUAUCAGUAAACAUUUCUCAUCUUCCAAGCUUUCUGUCGCCCCCUCCAAUUUUCUUCUACUCUCAAUUGCAAUGGGUAAAGCUAAGUCUUUCCAAGCAUUCGAGCAAAGACUCCAAGAAUCAAAUACUAUCAUUGCCAAAUACCCAGGCCGAGUCCCUGUGAUUAUAGAAAGAUAUUCAAAGACGGACCUGCCUGAAAUGGAGAAAAGAAAAUAUCUAGUUCCCCGAGCUACGUCUGUCGGGCAAUUCAUCCACAUCUUAAGUGGUAGGCUGCAUUUGGCUCCUGGAAAAGCUCUGUUUGUAUUUGUAAAGAACACAUUGCCUCCAACAGCAAGCCUUAUGGAUUCAGUGUAUGAAUCUUACAAGGAUGAUGACGGGUUCCUCUAUAUGUAUUACAGCAGCGAGAAGACCUUUGGCUGAACUAAAUCAUCGUUUCUCCUUAGUAUUUGGUGUCUGUCUUUGUCGCUGUGAAUAAUUCUAGGCAUGACAUGCCUGGGUCUGGGUGGCUCAACACUAUAUUCUGUAAAUAAAUGUAUUUAUGAAAUAUUCUGUAAAUCACACCUUGUGCAUUAAUGGACACAAGAGAAUUCACAUUGCUCCUGUUAGCAAAACUGCACCAUUCUCUGUAUUUUAUCACUGGGUGCUGCAGUAAUUUAAUGUUUAUUCUUUCUUUAUUAAUUGGAAAGGAAAUUUGUCA
This is a messenger RNA of Ricinus communis (castor bean), 740 nucleotides long. RefSeq names its product autophagy-related protein 8i. The record is from RefSeq and is a predicted model, not a curated record. Gene Ontology annotation, biological process: cellular response to nitrogen starvation. Lineage: Eukaryota; Viridiplantae; Streptophyta; Magnoliopsida; Malpighiales; Euphorbiaceae. Bases 116 to 463 code for a protein of 115 amino acids. The transcript has 5 exons.